Molecule: messenger RNA, 675 nt
Organism: Paramecium octaurelia
Lineage: Eukaryota; Ciliophora; Oligohymenophorea; Peniculida; Parameciidae
Source: the annotation of a GenBank genome assembly
AUGUAUUAUAAUUAUUACUCUCGUAUUCAUUAUGUUUAACCUAAACAACCACAAUAAUCUUGCAAUCCCUACAUUCUCUCACCAAGAAUGUCUGUAAUUACUCGAUUCAUAUCAUUAGGUCAUUCCAACUUCCAUUAAACAAAUGAGGGAAUCCAUUCAAAUACCUUAUAAUUAAGAUAUCAUGAAAGCUAGCACCAUCUUAGAAGUUGGUUAACGAACUCGUAAUACUCAUUACAAAUAGCGAUUAGAAGGUAUUUCUACAUCACUAUUAUAGAGUUGUACCUCAAAUAUGAAGAUGGUUGCAUUUACAGGGGUCAAGGUAUUCCACCAUCAUAAAGACAUGGUAUGGGAGUCUUAUUCAAUACUGAAAAUUAAGAGGUUUAUUCUGGAGAAUGGUUCAACAACCUUUAUGAGGGAUUUGGAAUUUUGAUUAACCAAUCUCCUCAUUUGAUUAAACAUAAAAUUGACCCCAAGGAUUUAAAUACUAUUGAAGAUAGUUGGCAUGUUUACAAAGGCUAUUUUAAAUAAAAUAAAAUGCAUGGGGAAGGUAUUCUAACACUUACCAAUGGCUAGAAAUUUGAAGGUCAUUUCAUUAACGGCAUGAUUCAUGGAAAAGGUCGUUUUUAUGGAGAUUAAAUUAUUGUUGGAAAUUGGUUUGAAGGUGCUUUAAUUUGA